CAUGAUUUUGUAAAUCCGAUGCUAUUACCGCCACAAUUCAGACAUACAUUUUCAAUACCAGAAAUUGUGAUGAUGCCUGGAUAUAAUGAUAAACCAAUAAACUUUCCCGUGAAUCCCAGUAAUGUACAUCCAUAUCCACCGAUAUGGCCCUUAGACCAAAAUGAAAACGACGACACAAGCACUGUUAAUCCAAAUAUGCAGCCGGCGAUUGUGGAAAUAGUACAACAACAAUACAAUGAUUUUAAAACACAUCCACUAAUUUGGUCUUUAGUCCAAAAUGCCAAGGAUUACGUUACCAAUGAGGAUCAACUAGUCGAUUACCCAUAUAUUAAUCCUUAUGUACCAUAUCCACUAAUUUGGACUGGAGAAGAAAAUGAAAAUGAUGACGCUAUGCUUAUAAAUCUCAAUAUACCACCAACCAAUAAGGAUGAAGUCGAUGACCAUGUUUUUCCCAUUUAUAGACCAAAUUCAAAAUUUGUAAUUAAUAGUAACAACAUACUAUUUGUUGAUCCUAUUAAAACUCCUAAUGGACUGGAUUGGAUUAAACUUCCUAACAUUGAUUUUAUAUCUCCAGAGAGCAUAGAUGUUAGACCGUUGACAUAUUAUUAUGACAAACCUGAAAUAACAUAUUGGUUUCCUUCUUAUGAAAGUACUCAGCUAUUUAGUCCUGUAGCGCAAAUGCCUGAAUGGAUAGAGAAUGGCCCACCGAUUUUUGGUAAAAACAGUCACGAUUCAAUGAUGGAGGAUUUACCAUGUGAUUUCUACCGUACCAGUUGUAAGAUCAUUCGUAUAGUUUCAUACUUAAUACAUGAAAAACCUGUUUAUGAAUAUGCAAUUGACUGCAAUAAUCAUACAAAUGAACAAUAUGAAGUUGUCUAUGACAAUGUAUCUAACGCCCCAAAACUAGAAAUGUACCCAAAACCAUUUGGGUGGCAAAAUAUACCACUCAUCUUCAAUGAAUGGAUCGAAAGACAGUGGAAACUCAUAAGAAACACAUCCAGAACACUAACGUGUCACAGUUUUAAAGUAUUAGUUGAAAAGAUUCUGCUAGAUAAUUACAUAAUUCUUGCCGAUGAUGGAUACUUGAUCGAUGCAAGUGGCAGGGUAGUGGGCACAAAUGAGUUAAUUAUGAGCACAUUUUCGAUAGGCCAGCCAAUAAAUAUAACCCCAAUUAGAUCAAACUUUAAUAUAUCUGAAAACUCAUUAUUAUUCAAAGGUUACAUAAUAAGUUCAAGAUUUCCACCUAAAAUUUUAGGUUUUAUAUCAAUAAAACCUGAAGAAAACCAAUAUAUUAAUCUGAAAUAUUAUCUAGAUAGAAUAAAAGAGUUAGAAAGUGACAAUGUUGAAGUAAGUCCAAUUCAAAUGAAUCAUAGUUUUUCACAAAAAACACAACCGCAAUUGAUAGAUGAAGGAGAUACAAAUAACAUUACGAAAAACAAUGGAGUUAUACAAAAUGUGGACUUUGGGACUGAAGGACAUAAUAUAUCUCAAUCAGAUAACACAACGUUGCAUAAUAAUGGACAAAGUAUUAAUCCAAGCAUUAACUCAAAUUCAGUUGUUGAUAUCCAUUCGAAUUCACAAUCCAACGUCGAACUUACAAGUAACGGUUACAGUAUGAGCAAGUUCAAAAUAAAAUGGGGAAAUUUUCUAGAUCAAAUUCAAGCAGAAAUUGAUGAGAGCGGUGGAAAUGAAUUAGUGCCGUCACUUGGGAAUUACAAUGUCAAUUUGAAAGAAGCAUUAUUCCUGCUCAAUCUGAUAGAUUUUAGAAAACCUGAAAUGUUUAAGGUUAUCGAAAAUCUGAACUUGACUAAUUUAAACAUAGAGUCGUUAUCCACAAUUUUGAUUAACAUUAUAGAGGCUGUCAAUACGCAGAGAAUAAAACAUGACCCGUUGACGAAAUAUUUGGAAGAGCACAAAACAGGAACCAUUGAUGAAGAUGAACCAUUUUUUAGAAUCAUCGGCGGAUCAGCCGCCACUGGCAGCGGGAAUCCUGUCAACAAUAAAGGAUUUUAA
Messenger RNA from Plutella xylostella (diamondback moth), 2013 nucleotides. RefSeq lists its product as uncharacterized. The record is from RefSeq and is a predicted model, not a curated record. Lineage: Eukaryota; Metazoa; Arthropoda; Insecta; Lepidoptera; Plutellidae.